Molecule: messenger RNA, 711 nt
Organism: Emiliania huxleyi CCMP1516
Lineage: Eukaryota; Haptophyta; Isochrysidales; Noelaerhabdaceae
Exons: 2
Coding region: 1-711 (236 amino acids)
Source: RefSeq, a predicted model, not a curated record
AUGUUAUCAUGCUCGUGCACGCUCGUCCUCGGUUUCCAAGCGCCGGCAAAGACGAUGACGUUCGACGCGCCGGCUCCCGCGCUAUUUGACCGUGCUCUCGUGCCUGGCGGCCAUCUCCUUGACAUGGACCUGCCGCUCGGGCCAGAGAUGCCGCCCGUGCCGCUGCUCAGGCGGAGGUGGCUCGAGUACGGCGACAAUCCGCUCGGCCGCAAGUACAUCGGCUACGUCUGCGACGUCGUCAAGCCCGCCAUCGACGCGAAAUUCCGCACCCUGCCGUCGCCGGAGCACACGUCGGCGAUGGGCAGCAGCAUGGGCGGCCUCUGCGCCUUUCUGAGCGCGUGGCGCCGGCCCGAUGUGUUCGCGCACGCAGCCUGCCUCUCGCCCGUCUUUCAGCUGCCGCUCAUCACCGAGGUGGCGCUGCGGAGGCGACUGCGGCCGGACGCGCGCCUGUACAUCGACAACGGCGGCGACACCGAUUCACGCAAGGUGCCGCUCAUCGAGCUGGCCGAUGGGUUCGACCCGGUCUGGCAGCUCGGAGCCUGGUACCUCGACACCAGCCUGCAGCCGGGCGUCGACGGGAUGUGCGCGGCUCUGCGCACGCAAGGCGUCCCGUUCAAGUACCAUCGCGAGGCAGGCGGACGGCACAAUGCCCGCGCGUGGGGCGGGCGCGUGGAGCGACCGCUGCGCACGCUGCUGCCGCCCGACUCGUAA